Messenger RNA from Mycena citricolor, 1012 nucleotides. The record is from the annotation of a GenBank genome assembly. Lineage: Eukaryota; Fungi; Basidiomycota; Agaricomycetes; Agaricales; Mycenaceae.
UGAGCGAGAUGUGUAUUUGCUGGUGAUUGGCUCCUAAGAUCAUUUUAUGUUUCUCCCUCUCGCGCGACCUGUAGCGCGUCCGCUCGCCUUCCUCCGACUUUCCACGCGAGCGCCCAACGCAGUGCGUGGAUAUGCAUCUACGCCUACCAUAGACAAGGACAUUCGGAACUUGCUUGAGGCGGAGAAACUGAGUCGCAAUGACCCAGAUUUCAAUAGUGAAGCGGAUAGCUUUCUGAACUCCCCACCUCCGCCCGUUCCGGGAGAGUCCAAUCUCGAUAGGGACGGCAACCGAAUUCAUCGAGCAUCCGUGCUAGAUCCACCAAAGGUUGCCAGGUCUUCGAAAGAGCUCUUUGGUACCCAACAACGCGCAACGCUACAGACUCUGCCCAAUGGCUUCAACACUAGGUCAUUGCCUCUUCGAGGACCGUUACCUGAAGAUUGUUCAGAAAUUCAAUUCGCCUCGACUGUCGUACACGGACGCUCCAUCCAUAGACCCUUCCGUCACCCUCGUACUCACGGCCUUCCUGCUGCACAAAUUCAAUUCCGGUCGCACGACCCGUUGAUGAUGUCGCUCUUUGUCCACUUUGCAACGCAUGCGGCCUACUCUCUUGGCAUUCCUUGUUCGCGGAUGUACUCCCUUCCGACGCAACGCACGCUCUGGACUGUGCCUCGUGGUCCUUUCGUGCACAAGAAGUCGCAGGAGAAUUUUGAGCGUAAAGUUCAUCGGCGCGGAAUCUCAGCUUGGGACGCAGAUCCCCAUGUUGUCGACCUGUGGUUCAAAUACCUUCGAAGACAUGCAAUGGGUGGUGUUGGCAUGCGAUGUGUCAAGUGGGAACGGUUACCGAUGGGUGUGGGCAAGAAAAUGCUGGCCCAGGUCGAGCAUGGCUUGAACAACUCCGACGCUAAAACAUCCAAGAGCCGCAUACAGAGCAUGGGUGACAAGAUUGUGGCUCGGGAGAUGGGUGUCGCACGCAAAUCCUCAGACAACGUGAAGACGGUAGAGCACAAUUGA